AUGAUUGAUCAACCAAGGAAGAAGCGUUCCAGAAAUGGUUGCUUGAGUUGCAAACAAUUGAGAAUCAAAGUACGUCACGAUCAUCAAUAUACCAUCGACAAAGUGAAAUGCGUGUAUGCUUCUGCUACUACUGCACCAAAGAGUCAAUCGCAAUCAAAGACAAACUCUUGUGCCAAGAGUUCAUCAGGGUUUAUUGAAGAGAUGGAUUCAUCGGGUACUGCUACAGCCACAGCCACAGCCACGGCAACGGCAACGGCAACUACAACGGCCACUCCAUACUCCGAAAUACUAGAGUUAUACAACACCACCACCCUGAGCUCAGCGCCUAUAUCACCGGCAUUUGAUGAAUACAGAUCACCAUCACUGAUAUUAUUCAGUGGUCAACUCUCACCACGAACCAAAACACUCUUGCUUGACAGAGACACGUAUGAGACUCCCACGCACGUUGAUUUCCUCACUCGCAGUCUAAUGUUGAAUCAAGCUUCUUCAAUGUUGGGUAUUCUGAGGUUUGAAUUACGAUUGUUGAAAUUUUUCGAUAGACAUUGCAUCGAGUUGUUUUCGUUUGGUGUUAAUGAAGGUAUACAUAAUGCAUGGAAGUAUAAAGUGCCGCAUUUGUUUAUGGAGAGUGACUUGGUACGACAACUGAUGUUUUCAUUCGCGGCUGUGGCCUUGGGCACUUUGGUGUCGUUGGAAGAUGUGCUGCAUUUGGACAAUGAUGGAAAUAUGGUGAGGCAUGGGGAUACUGUUGCAGAUGGUGAUGCCAUUGAUGUAAUUGACAACAUACUGUCUUCCUCAUCGAUUGUUGACGCCAACAGUUUACAGUUUGACACAUUGACAAAGAAUAAUAUUUAUAUGAGGACCACGUCACAGUUCCUUAAAACGCUAGCUAAGGCUCAAGAACGAAUUGAUGAAGUACAUGCUACGGGCUCAUUUACUGAUCCGUUGACGGCGAAGGAGUUGACGGUAUCGAGUAUUUUGAUUUUUUCAUUUUUGGGAGUACAACCACAUGGGUUGAUCAAAUUAAUUAGUUUCAACAAUGGAAACGGAGCAAAAGAGGCGAAAGAGUGUGGGGCCGAGGAUGUGGACGAGGAUGAAGAGACUGAUUUGAUUUCAAUUGCUCGUGGUUCAAGAGAAGUACUUCUCAAUUGCGCAAGUACAGUACUCGAGUCUGAUUUAAGCGGAUUGCUAUUUUUUCGAGUAAGCAAAGAGAUAUACAGUCCCCCUUUAAAGCAAUGCGGGUACCCUAUAAUCAAGUACCUUUUGAAAACAUUGUAUGAAUACCAAGAUGAUUCUUCAACGUCAUCAUCCACAAUGGGGGAACCAAUGGUUUUCAAUUUCGAAUCCCUGCAAUACCAAAUGUUCUUAUUAACGCUAGAUUGUCUAACCAAGGCCCUUUUCGGGUGUGGCUAUUACAAAUUCCCCAUACCUUUAUUCCGCUUCUUGAUGGUUAUACCCGAACAGUUUCGUGUUUUGCUGUAUGCCAAACAUCCAUUUGCAUUGAAGAUAUUGUUCAUUUAUGCCGGUUUAUGUUUUAUUGCCAGGUUUCAAAUGUACAAGGAACAUAAUCUUUGGCGAGAUUAUGUCUUGUGGUAUCAUGAGAAAGUGGGGUUGAAUGAUGAGAUGGAACGGAGAUUGUAUCAUCUUGUCGUUGAUGAAUUUUAUCUAAUCCCGAAUUAUGAAGAGUUUCCCUAUUUUGACCCAUUGGGUGUUGAAAAUGUGGAGGUAUAUGCGAAGUAG
This is a messenger RNA of Lodderomyces theae, 1737 nucleotides long. RefSeq names its product Zcf18p (gene ZCF18). Gene Ontology annotation, molecular function: DNA-binding transcription factor activity, RNA polymerase II-specific. Lineage: Eukaryota; Fungi; Ascomycota; Pichiomycetes; Serinales; Debaryomycetaceae. The coding region runs from base 1 to 1737 and encodes 578 amino acids. Gene Ontology annotation, biological process: regulation of transcription by RNA polymerase II. The transcript is spliced from 2 exons. The record is from RefSeq and is a predicted model, not a curated record.